Messenger RNA from Oppia nitens, 1087 nucleotides. RefSeq names its product dehydrogenase/reductase SDR family member 7-like. NCBI's taxonomy places the organism in Eukaryota, Metazoa, Arthropoda, Arachnida, Sarcoptiformes, Oppiidae. Gene Ontology annotation, molecular function: oxidoreductase activity. The coding region runs from base 1 to 963 and encodes 320 amino acids. The transcript has 7 exons. The record is from RefSeq and is a predicted model, not a curated record.
AUGUUAACUUUUGUGACGGCAUUUAUCGCAAUUGUAAUCACAUUUUUAUGGCUUUUCUCAAAACUAGACUGUGAUUUGCAGGUCUUAUGGGCCGAAAAGUUUGGACGACCUAUAAGUGAUCUGAGAGGAAAAGUAGUUUGGAUUACCGGUGCCUCGAGUGGUAUCGGAGAAGCCUUGGCUUAUAUUCUAGCGGCAAAUGGCGUCAAACUAGUCAUCUCCGGUACGAAUAGGAACCGACUCGAAGAAGUCAAACAAAAAUGCAUUCAUUGCGGUCAAUUGCAAGACACAGAUGUAUUAAUUUUAUGUUUUGAUAUGAAAAACCUAUCGGAUCACCAAAAAUAUUUCAAUUCAGUUGUCUCUCAUUUUAAGAAACUUGAUAUUCUUGUGGCAAAUGCUGGUCGCAGUCAAAGAGCUUUAUUUGAAGACAUUGAUAUUGAAGUGGACAAAGAGUUAUUUGAAAUUAAUGUCUUCGGACUCAUAAAUUUAUCGCGAAUUGUUUUGAGAUAUUUCUUACAAAAUAAAAUUAAAGGACAUUUUAUGGUCACUUCAAGUACGGCAGGAAAGUUGGGUGUACCCAACUCUGCCUCCUAUACGGCAUCUAAACAUGCUUUACAUGGUUACUUUGAAUGCUUAAGAAUUGAAUCUAAAAUGAAAGGCAUAUCCGUAACAAUGGUUUGUCCGGGACCUGUGUUUUCACGUGUAUUAGAGGCCGCUUUCACCGAUAAGAUCGGUAAAAGCACAGAACAAACCCAUUCAAUUGAUAAUAAGCGGAUGACUGCCUCCCGAUGCGCUCAUCUCAUGGCUACAGCACUCGUCAACAAUUUAGACGAAUCAUGGAUGGCUAUACAACCAGUGCUUGCAAUGCAUUAUUUUUCGCAAUAUUUACCGACAAUAUCGCGAAAACUGUUUCCUUAUGUAUUAACACCGGAAAGAAUGGUUAAACUUAGAGAAGGCUCGAAAUAAUUACUAUUUAGUUAUUUUCUAAGAUUUAAAUGAAAUUAUUUUUAGACAUUUUUUAAUACCAUAAUAAAAAAUUGCAUAAAAUACUUAUUUUAUAAAAAUUAAAUACAAUUAUUACAGUUAGGGU